This is a messenger RNA of Aspergillus fijiensis CBS 313.89, 1732 nucleotides long. Its product is annotated as tyrosinase family protein. Lineage: Eukaryota; Fungi; Ascomycota; Eurotiomycetes; Eurotiales; Aspergillaceae. Gene Ontology annotation, molecular function: oxidoreductase activity. The record is from RefSeq and is a predicted model, not a curated record. The coding region runs from base 294 to 1523 and encodes 409 amino acids. The transcript has a single exon.
GUUCUCUCGUCUUCUCCCUCGGUCCUAACAAUUCCGUUCCUUGUCUAUCAGGCCGAGUCCUAGUGCAGCAUGCAGCUAAGAUAGCUCGCUGGGUGGCCCGAUCGAUGCACUGGCUGUACACAGUAGAUAGCUUGAGAUGCGCCGCCGUUAAAUUGACAAUCAUUCCCUCAUUCAACCUGCUACUCCCCGCCCAGCCUCCUUAACUCUAACUUUCUUUUCCUUCUCCCCUCUCUUCUCCCUUCUCUUCCUUUUUCCUUCUGCCCAGGAGUGGUGUGACAUCUGCCAUCGCCACCAUGGUCGCCCUCCAGACUCUCACUCUGGGCCUGCUGCUCUCAAGGUCGUGGGCCCUCCCCGCGGCCGAGACAGCAACGGCCACCCUCCCCACGAGUGCCUCCAGCUCGACUGACGUGGCUUUGUCGCAGCUGGAACAGCUGAAUUCCUUUGCCUACAACCUCACCACCGACACCCUGUCCACUCCCUCGGACAGCACCAAGCGCAGCGAGGGCACCUGCACUCUGGACAAGCUGCGUGUGCGUCGUGAGUGGCGUACCUUCUCCAAGUCCCAGAAGAAGGCGUACAUCAACUCCGUCCUCUGCCUCCAGAAGCUGCCCUCGCGCACCCCGGCCGACCUGGUCCCCGGGGCGCGCACCCGCUACGACGACUUCGUGGCCACGCACAUCAACCAGACCCUGGAAAUCCACUACACGGGCACGUUCCUGGCGUGGCACCGCUACUUCAUCUACGAGUUCGAGUCCGCCCUGCGCGACGAGUGUGGCUACACCGGCGACUACCCUUACUGGGACUGGGGCGCUGACGCCCACGACAUGGAGAACUCACCCGUCUUUGACGGCAGUGAGACCUCCAUGUCCGGUAACGGAGCCCCCAUUGCCGAUCAGCCGGACGUGAUGCUCUACCUGGGUGACUACCCGGCCAUUGACCUCCCGCCCGGCACCGGUGGCGGCUGCAUCACCAGCGGCCCGUUCAAGGACUACAAGGUCAACCUGGGUCCGGCUGUUCUCUCCCUGCCCGGGGGCAACACCUCGAUGGCGGCUAACCCGCUGGACUACAACCCCCGGUGCCUGAAGCGGUCGCUGACCACCGAAAUCCUCAGUCGGUACAACACCUACCCCAAGAUCGUCUCUCUGAUCCUGGACAACGACGACGUCUGGGACUUCGAGAUGACGAUGCAAGGCAUUCCCGGCAGCGGCUCGAUUGGUGUCCACGGCGGUGGCCACUACUCCAUGGGCGGCGAUCCCGGUCGGGACGUCUACGUGAGCCCCGGCGAUGUGGCCUUCUGGCACCACCACGGCAUGAUCGACCGCGUCUGGUGGAUCUGGCAGAACCUCGACCGUAAGCACCGCCAGAAUGCCAUCUCCGGCACGGGCACCUUCAUGAACAACCCCCCGUCGGCCAACACUACUCUCGACACUGUCAUUGAUAUUGGUUAUGCCAACGGUCAACCCAUCGCCAUGCGCGACUUGAUGAGCACGACUGCUGGGCCUUUCUGCUACGUGUAUCUCUGAGGGGACUGUGUGUUGCCUCAUGGUUUCGGGGUUCAGAACAGCAAUCUAGGAGGACUUAGCUGGAAGCUUGUAUAUAUGCAUCAUAGAGCUGAACUAAUGCAUUAAUGGAUUUAUUGGACAGUAGUGCAGUACACAGCAUUUGAACACCACUAGGCGAGACACCAGAUUCAGUGGACCGAGACAGCGGAGUAUUAAUCAAUUUCCCACCA